Molecule: messenger RNA, 1344 nt
Organism: Nerophis ophidion (straightnose pipefish)
Lineage: Eukaryota; Metazoa; Chordata; Actinopteri; Syngnathiformes; Syngnathidae
Gene: cnpy4
Product: canopy FGF signaling regulator 4
Exons: 7
Coding region: 625-1044 (139 amino acids)
Cellular component (GO): endomembrane system
Molecular function (GO): signaling receptor binding
Source: RefSeq, a predicted model, not a curated record
GCAGUUUACUUCUUGCUGGGACUGCCUAUGUGGCUAUGAAAGAAGUUGUCUCCUAGUGUCUGUCUUACUUUUCGUUUACAGUGACAAUGAAGCAGAUAAUUUUGACUGCGUUUUGUUUUUACGUUUUUGCGAAAGCCGACGACGACUCCAGACUGCCGAAUAAAUGUGAAGUGUGCAAAUUUCUGACAUAGGAGCUCCAAGAAGCUCUGCAAAGAAGUGGCCGCUCCAAAGAGGUGCUGGAGGUGGGAGAAGUCCUGGACACUGGCAAGCGGAGAAGAACAAUCAAGUACAACACCUCAAAGAAACAAGCCAGCAUUAGCGACUUGGUACAAAGGAAGGCGUGCACACCACGGCAAGCGGCUGCACUGACUGAUGCUAUCCUGAAUAUGUUGGUAACUGACAUGAGGCCACUAUCAAUGGUGGAUGAUGAAGGAUUUAGAAGCCACCCAGAGCAAAAUUGCUCUCAGUACUGAUGUGUGGACAAGUGUAGCCACCUUGGCAAUACAUGCCACUACAUUGGAGACGAAAGGAAGAUGAAGUCAAUCUCCCUCACGACCAUGCCACUAGAGGAAAGACAUUCAGCAUGCAACAUUGCAGAAUGUUUGGAAUAGGGAAACACGCCUAAUGGAGGCCAUAGACAACAUAUGUGAGCGCAUCCUGCAGUACAGUGUCCACGCAGAGCGGCCAGGCAGCCUACGCUACGCCAAGGGCUCCAGCCAGACCAUGGCCACGCUGAAGAACCUGGUCCACAAAGGGGUCAAAGUGGAUCUGGGCCUGCCUUACGAGAUGUGGGACGAGCCCUCCGCGGAAGUGACUGAUAUGAAAAAGCAGUGUGAAACCAUGUUGGAGCAGUACGAGGAGGUGGUGGAGGACUGGUACUUCCACCAUCAGGACCACAAGCUAGAAGACUUCCUGUGUGGGAGUCACGUCCUGGGAGCGUCCGAAAGAGAAUGUCUCACGGAGGUGUGGAAGGGAGACCCGGGGACCAAUGGAGGCAUGGAGGAGGUGGCGAGCGCCAAGACGCAUGACGCUGGCGAACUUUGACCCGCACAACAGCAGAGCGGUGUUACAAUCACAUCUGGACAUAUCUUUCCGACAGGCUCCGCCCCCUGAGGCCUCCUGGCUGCGCCAGCGGUCACGCUUGAUUAGCGUUUGGGAAGAUGAUGUCUUCGCUCAGCUAUUUCUGCUGGGUUUUCAUUUUAUUAAAUUUUUUUUACACGUUAAUACUGAGAUUUACUGUCUAAAAAGUGAAGGGGUGCAGCUUUUUCACACAUGUAUAAAAUGUUUACCCAGAAAUGCAAUAUGGACAGUUUUGACAUUUUAAAUAAAGGCUUUUUCUCAAUA